AUGGCCGCCGCUGCUACUGCAGAGUCUUCUGUUCAACCUGAAAAUAAACAUUAUGGCAUACCGAAAGCUACUUUCAUGGAGGAUGUCGAUGAAUACAUGUCUGGUGAUAGAACCGCAGAGUCUGUUUUGAAGGAUUUGGACGAACAGCAUCAAAAAUAUAAAUUUAUGGAAUUGAACUUGUUGCAGAAAAAGAAAAAGCUACGCGAGCAAGCUCCUGAUAUUAAAAAGACAUUGGAUACAGUGAAAUUUUUGAAAACUAGAAAGGAGUCUGAUAGUACCAUUGAAUCGAAAUUUUUACUAUCGGAUCAAGUCUAUGCCAAAGCUACUGUUCCUCCAACGGAUAAUGUUUAUUUGUGGCUUGGGGCUAAUGUCAUGCUUGAAUAUGAGAUCGACGAUGCUAUAGAAUUGCUCGCCAAAAAUUUAACUUCAGCUGAACAAAGUUUAGCCAAGAUGGAAGAGGACUUAAAUUUUCUAAGAAAUCAGUAUACGACUGUGGAAGUCAAUAUGGCUAGGAUAUAUAACUGGGAUGUUAGACAACGUAUGGAUACCGGUAAAGCGUCAGAAAAGAAGGUCGCCACGUCUAGUUAG
Molecule: messenger RNA, 588 nt
Organism: Trichoplax adhaerens
Lineage: Eukaryota; Metazoa; Placozoa; Uniplacotomia; Trichoplacea; Trichoplacidae
Exons: 6
Coding region: 1-588 (195 amino acids)
Biological process (GO): protein folding; tubulin complex assembly; microtubule-based process
Cellular component (GO): prefoldin complex; cytoplasm
Molecular function (GO): tubulin binding
Source: RefSeq, a predicted model, not a curated record